GGUGGCUCGCGGCGUCUUGACGGAGCGCCAUACUGAUAUCGGUUCACGCUGGGCGAUGAUGGACUCGUCUUGGAUCACGCCAGACGGCAAGUUGUCCUUCGUGAAGGGGUGCUACCGCUUCUUGUACGACGAGGACGAUGACGUUGCCAAGAGGGUUCAGCACAUCAACGGCGACACCGUGGACCUGCCUGAGGGGACGCACAUCGUCAAGAAGGUCCACGGCAUCAGCUGCAACUACAGCGACUGGAAGGCGGCCUUGGUGUGCAAACCCUUCUCGGGCGCCAAGCUUCACAAGUUCUUCCAAGCGACCAAGACUGGGCCGUACCGCUUCACCGUCUUCACCAACAAGGACGACGUGCUCAGCGACAAGGUGAAGAAUCGGUACACCACGUGGGCUAAGGGGCGCGGCUCUACUGCCUCGGCGUCUUCGGGUCCCACGGAGGCGCAGAAGGAGCUCCAGGAGUCCAAGAAGCGCACUAAGACGACGGCCAUGGAGUCGGCUCGCAAGAAGGCGAAGGACCUCAACGCUUUGAAGAAGGAAGCGAAGGUGUCCUCGGCUUGAGCGUGACGUCGGUCGUCUUCGUCACUAGUGAUAUUGAGUUUUGACCUGAGGAGUUCGUGCGAGUGGCAUGUCAACCACCUUGUGUAUAUCCGUCGCAGCACUGCCCUCAACCUCUAGUGUCGUGGUCAUAUCUUGUCAGCUUUAGUUGACACACGUAGCAGGUGGUGCCGCUAGCAGUUGGUGCCCCUAGCAGGUGAGGCCGCCUGCUGGGUCAGAAUGCGGGUUAUCUGACCGUCGUAGCAGGCACGGUGCCUCCAGCACGCGGUGCCCCCAGCACCUCGUGCCCAGACACGUGCGUAGGAGGGUGGUGCCCCUAGCACCGUUCGAGC
Molecule: messenger RNA, 891 nt
Organism: Prorocentrum cordatum
Lineage: Eukaryota; Dinophyceae; Prorocentrales; Prorocentraceae
Source: the annotation of a GenBank genome assembly